AAGUCCUAUCUGCGAGUUACCUGGUGGUCCUGUCCUAACAGGAGAAGAGAUAUGAGACCUGGCUGUCGGGUAGCCUGGAUGGUCAUGAUUUUCGUUUUCUCAUGUCAUUCUCUUGAAGAGAGGAAAUGAUUGUAGUGGAACGUGUUACAAAUAAGCCACUGAUACGGAGCCUUCACAGUUCCGAAACGUUCAUAGAAGAGCAAAUAUAGCCCUUUUUUGUUUGUGUUCUGGAAUCUGUCUUGUUAAAAAGGGAAAUAAAAAUGACGACUUCGUCUAUUAGGCGGCAGAUGAAGAACAUUGUGAACAAUUAUUCAGAGGCCGAAAUAAAAGUUCGGGAAGCGACCUCUAAUGACCCCUGGGGUCCCUCCAGUUCAUUAAUGACUGAAAUAGCAGAUCUGACUUACAAUGUUGUGGCCUUUUCUGAAAUUAUGAGCAUGAUCUGGAAACGACUGAAUGACCAUGGCAAGAACUGGCGACACGUAUACAAGGCCCUUACUCUGUUAGAUUACCUGAUUAAAACUGGUUCCGAGAGAGUGGCACAGCAGUGUAAAGAGAAUAUUUUUGCUAUCCAGACGUUGAAAGAUUUUCAGUAUAUUGAUCGAGAUGGUAAAGACCAGGGCAUCAAUGUGAGGGAGAAAUCCAAGCAGCUAGUGUCUCUUCUGAAGGAUGACGAGCGACUCAAGACAGAGAGGGCCCAAGCCCUGAAGACCAAAGAACGCAUGGCUCAGGUGGCCACCGGAGUGGGUAGCAAUCAGAUCACCUUCGGCCGAGGCUCCAGUCAGCCAAACCUAUCCACCAGCUACUCAGAGCAAGAAUAUGGAAAGUCUGGAGGAUCCCCAGCAUCUUACCAUGGCUCUACAUCCCCUCGAGUUUCCUCGGAGCUCGAGCAGGCCCGGCCUCAGACAAGUGGAGAAGAGGAGCUCCAACUACAGCUCGCGCUGGCAAUGAGCCGGGAAGUGGCGGAGCAGGAGGAGCGCCUCAGACGCGGAGAUGAUCUGAGAUUACAGAUGGCUCUGGAGGAGAGUCGCAGAGACACAAUUAAAAUUCCCAAAAAGAAGGAGCAUACCACUUUGUUGGACCUAAUGGAUGCCCUGCCCUCGUCGGCACCGGCCCCGCAGAAAACAGAACCUUGGGGACCUCCUGCUGUUGCAAACCAAACUGAUCCCUGGGGAGGAUCCACAGUUGCAGCCACUGCCUCUGACCCAUGGCAAUCAUUUGGUGCCAAACCAGCUGCUUCCGUUGACCCUUGGGCAGCACCAGCAGGAUCCACAGCUCAGUCUCUGUCCAAAAAUGUUGACCCUUGGGCUCCUGCUCAGCCAUCUUCUACUGCAGCAAAAUCUUCUGUGGAUCCCUGGGGACCAGCACCUGCAAACAAACCUCUCUCUACUUCUGCUGAAUCAGGUUCCACUUUGCCAUCUCAGCAUAGCGGUACCACAAGCCCUGAUCUCUUUGAUUCCCAGCACUCAAGCAUGCCAUCAGGCAAACAAAGUGCAGCUCGGAAAACCCCUGAGUCUUUUUUGGGCCCCAAUGCUGCCUUGGUGAACCUGGAUUCACUGGUGUCUAAGCCGCCACAACCUGUUACUUCACUGAAUCCAUUCUUGGCACCAGGCGCCGCUACAGCACCAACUCCAAUCAACCCCUUCCAAGUGAAUCAGCCUCAGCCACUCACUCUAAAUCAGAUGAGAGCGAGUCCUGUGAUGGGAACCAGCCCUUCUUUCAGUGCUGUGCCACCGAUAAGCAUGGAGCCAAUACCUCUGUCUUCCAUGGCCCCAGUGCCUGUGGGAAUGGCACCGAUACCAGCUAUGGGCACUGUGGCAUCUAUAACAAGGAUGGGCCAGGGGCUGAACGUGAGCAUUGCAGGAUCAAUGACCCAACCUCUUCACAGUACAGGGAUCCCGCCGUCAGCAUCCCAGUCUACAAAUACAACUAACCCUUUUCUCCUAUAAAGACCCAAUUAAAGGAACUUUCUUUUCAUAGUGUUUCCAGGCUGAAGUCUUUACAGCAAAAUGAACGUGGCCUGUGUGGACUGAACGGUGUGUAAGAGACUUGGAAGUAGAUUUGCAGUUUACAGUUAUGAUCUUUGAAGAGUUGUCUCUACUUACCAGUUAAUCUAAAUCUAGUCUUUGCUACAGAUGGUACCUUACUUUGGCUUGUUGAGCAUUAUGUGAAAUGUUCAGACUUUUCACCAAAGUUAGAUUCUGCCCAUUUUGUUACUUUGUUAAUCAUUUCAAUACACUUUCUAGGGAGAACCUGCCAUUUUAAACUCCGUUGGCUAUUUUGUAGAUGUCAGAUGAUGUGCUGGAUCCUGAAAUUACUAUUUACCUGCAUCUGUCACUUCCUAUGCCCAUAUGAUAGACCUGAGAUUCAGAGUGCUAGUGAAUGUUUUGCACAUAACUAUACACAGUUCUAGACUGUUGGUUCACCCAUAGUCCUUACUCUUAGAAGAGAACGAUUCGGAGGGCCCAGGUGGCUGGUUUUUAUGCAUUAAACAUUGCAACGCAAAAUCGCACUGCUUUCUUAUCAGAGGUUUGACCGAGAAAGCAAGCUUGUCUCAAAAGGAAAAAAAAAACAAAACAAAAAACAGACAAAAAGCCCAAGAACAUUCUCAAGUUGUCAAGUAUAACGUGUGCUGUUUUAUGCAGUGUUGAAUUUGUACACUACUCUCUAAGGACUCCUGAGGAACUCUCUGUGAGUGGCAUGCUGCACUCGUGCUGAGUGAGUGUCCUGCUCUGUGCUUGUCCAGUACCAGCUUCGUUUGGAAGUUAUCAUGUGUAUUUUGUUUUUAUUUGACUUACAAUGUGAGUUGAAAGAAAAAAGAAAUACAGUGGGACAACUUUGAAUUCAGUUUCACCGGGGCAAGCUUUAAAACUAAUUCAGGCUUAACCUUGCUAUAUGCAGUUACUCUUGUAUACUUUUGCACAUAUUUUGUUUAGUACAGUUUCAUAUUUGAGUUUGCAGAGUUACCUAAUAGUCCUUUUUUUGCUAAUUUUUAUAAUGUGGUUCUUAUUUAACUGUCUGGUUUUGAUAGAUUUAUCAAGUCUGGCUGAAAAAUUAAGAUAUUGGCAAAUGUCAUUUUUAUGGUUUUAAUGCCCUCUUAUUUAUGGUUUUAGCUCUUCGUUUCUGUAAAGAGAGUUUAAAAGGGAAGAUUAACAAUAAAAUAUUUACUUUUAAAUGAAGUAUUCAUAAUGCAAAUCAAAACAAAUUCUCGUGACUAAUUAUUUUUAGAUGAAUUAGAUUUCAGCAUAACGUGAUUUAAGACUACAUUAAAAAGAAAAAACACUAAAGUCGCCUUCCCCUUGAUUUGUUCCCGUUUCCCGAUUACCAAAAUGGACAGACGUUUAGCCUUUAUGAAGAUUGGAAGAGAGGCUGGUUUUUCUUGUAAUACUUGAGAUGUUAAAAGUUCUAAUGUGCAAACACGACUCAUUAAUUUCAUUGACUAAUUUUUCUUAAUGAAAGGUGCACCCCAUAUUAAUAACCGGUUCCAUUUACAACUAUUAAUUGUAAGCUGAACUGUACAUUUUAACUUGCAUGUCUGGACUCACCGGCACUAAACCGCGCUCAGGUUUCAGCCAGUGUUUCUGGUGGAAACCUGGCCUUCUCAAAGAUGGCAACGUUUCUGAGCUCUGCUUUCACAAGCAACGACGCAAACGUCCGCAGAGCGCGUGGAAAGGGAUGUCCCAGUGCUUGCUACUGCCUUGAGGGCAUCUCUGUGAAUGAACUGAUGCAUCUUGGUGGCCUUUCCCUAAUUAGAAGGGGGUUGGGGGGGUUGGGGGAACAAGCAAACAAACAAAGAAGCUGAAAGAAAUUGCCAGAGUUGUGUGUUCUGGUGUAAUGAUGCUGUAGUUGGGACUGUGCCAGUCUAGGGUCGCGUGCCGCAGGAAGGAGGGGCUGGCUAACGUGGAAGGGACUGGGUUGUAUCUUUGGGUGGGUAGGGGAGGCUGAGAGACUAUCAAAUCUAGGGUACAAUCACAGAUCUUAGCUGUGUAGGUCAGUGUAGCUCUAUUAGUAUACGGAAUGCUAAAUGUGUGGAUGUUUCUAUGCAGAUUGUUCUAUCCUCUUGAAUACUAUUGAAUUUGCAAGUAGGAUUCAGAAUAUUCAUCUGCUCUUGUUUUUACAUAGGAGGAAAGAGAAUUACUGUCCACACCCAGUAUGUCUUUAAAAAAAAAAAAACAAACAAAAAACCAUUCAUGUUGCCUUUCAGAAUAAGGAAAAAUACUUUACUUUUUUGUUGUUGUUGAAGUUACUGAAAAGUGUAGACCAGGAAGGGUGCGAUUCUUGCAGAUGGGGGGGGGGGGGGGGGGGUUUUGAGUGCUUUCCAAUUGAUCUGUGGCAAGAUUUAUCCUUCAUUAUUUUUCCAAUUUAAUUUUAUCCACAGUGGGAUUGAGGUCACUUGAUGUUUUUCCCUUAGUCUGUCACCUGAAUGCAUUUGCAACAGUUAGAUGGGGCAUUGUCUAUUCAGCCAGAAAGUUCUAACCGCAUCCUCUCGUUAAACACUAGGUAACUGUUUCUGGAGGCAAGAUGGGGUUGAUAGUGAGCAUUUAAGAUGAUGAAGUCAUCUACAGUUGAGAGUCAUGAUCUGUCACCGUGAAUUGAUAGAGAUGGGCUGUUGGUCUGGUAGGAAGCCCUAGCUUAAUGAAACUGCUGAAUGGCAAAUUGUUGCUUUUACCAAGCCACUUCUGUAAGAGCUGUGUUACUUUUACAUUUUUUUUUUAUAUAUAUAUAUAGACCUAUAUCGCACAAUAAACCAUGACAAGGCACUCUGAAGAGCCAUCGGCCCAGACUGUGGUGCUGUAAAGCAUUAGGCUAAGGACUAACCGUGCCGAGGUUCCCAGCCUGAGCCGGGGCUUGCGGCAGGAGCCGGGUUGAAGAGGGUAAGCAGCCGGUUUGGUAAAUCCGCUCGGUUCCUGGGCUGGAGCCGUGCCCGUGUCUCAGGUGCCCUGCAGGCGUGGGGUGCUGUAGCGGUGACGCUGAACGGUGGUUGCUGUCCUAGCCAGGUGAAGCUUCAGUUGUGUCCAGAAUGGUAAAUCUCUUUUUGCGAUAAUUUUAACUGCUCUCCAGAAUAAUUCCUCCUCCCUCCCCGCCCUCCCGCUUCUUUUUGCACGGAGGACGUGUGCGUAUCCGAUCGCAUCUGCUCUGGCGUAUUUCUCCAAAUGCAUUUCCCGCUUCCCCUUCUUUUCUCACUUGCAAAUAUUAAAAGUGCUUUUGAUUUUUAAAAUGUUAGUAUCCCAAAAUAGCCUUACUGGUCAAAUUGACCAAAGAUAAAGUGUUAAAUAUUUUGUAAAAAAAAAAAUAAAAAAAAAAUCUUGGCAUAAUUUUAAACCCAAAAUAAGCUCAGUUAUUUAUUCAGUUUUAUACUAUAUAGAAACUAAACUACAUUGAGGGGACAGGGAAGGAAAACCAUGGUGGGUUGUGGUGUUUACAGUCUUUUUGAAGUCCCGUAGCUAAGACGACUAUUGUUAUCCAUCUUCCCUUUUGCUGUUACAGUUUCUAAUGUGUACUGUAUGUAUUAAUAUUGCACAAAUUGUGGAGAAAUAUAUGGUUUAUUUUUCACAGCAGAAUCUCACAAGACUCACUUCCUUUACAAGUGUUACAAUUUAAAUAUUUACCAAACUUGUUUUCAUAAUACUGGGAGCCGGCUGCUUUUUAUGAAUUUGUGCUGACUAUUGACAUUAUUUACUGUAUAAAUAAUUUAUCAUUUGUACUAUUGUAUCAUAAUGUCUGUAUCUUUGUGUCAUUUUUCCCGAGCGAUGUCACAAAUGUGAUAUUUAAUAAUGCCAUCAGAACAGUGGAAAGACAAGGGGUUUGUAGGUGACUGGUCAGAAUUAAAACUGUAUUGCUUAUAUUCCAGCCGUGUUGCUUUUUCAAGACUCUGCGUAGUGUUUAUAAUCCCGUUCAAAAAAAAAGAAACCUGUCGCUGCCAUGCUUGAUUUCGUUUACAAGAAAGUUGAUGGAUCGCUUGAGGUGAUUUAAGGUUUGUGCUAAAACUCCUCGGUGCUAGGAGAAAUCUAACCGUUAUUGAGAGUAAUGCUUCUUGUACAUUGUCAAUGUGAUUUCUUCGAUGCAUUCAUCACUUCCCUGGGGCAGGCCUGCUCUUACUGUGAGAAAGGAGGGUUUCUUAUAGAUCACUUAAAUCGGAAUCAGUUGAGACCUUACUAACUCAAUAAAAAUGAAGACUUGU
Aptenodytes forsteri (emperor penguin) is the source of this 6178-nucleotide messenger RNA. It is a transcript of the gene EPN2, whose product is annotated as epsin 2. Gene Ontology annotation, molecular function: clathrin binding; phospholipid binding. Gene Ontology annotation, cellular component: clathrin vesicle coat; endosome; plasma membrane. Lineage: Eukaryota; Metazoa; Chordata; Aves; Sphenisciformes; Spheniscidae. The record is from RefSeq and is a predicted model, not a curated record. The coding region runs from base 261 to 1946 and encodes 561 amino acids. The transcript is spliced from 8 exons. Gene Ontology annotation, biological process: endocytosis.